UUGAUGGGGAAACAGAAAAGACAAAAGCCAUGUGCUGAUGAUGUUUUUUGGCUAAGUUUCUAUAAACCCAUGAAGGCAUACCUUCAAUCUAUAAAUGCGCCUUUCUGAAUCUCUAAGCUUCACAAAUUCUCAACAUUUUCAGGAAAACAAGAAAAAAGAACUGUCUGAAUCAUUGUUGCAAGUAAAAAAAAACAGAAGAUCUAUAUUUCAAGUUCCAUGGCGAUUAGGGUUCCUCGCUUGCUUCAGACAUCAAAGCAAAUCCUCCGACAAGGAAAAUCAUUCUCACACUCAAACUCUGUCGAUGUUCCAAAAGGGUACUUUGCAGUUUACGUUGGAGAAAUCCAGAGGAAGAGAUUUGUGGUUCCGAUAUCGUUCUUGAAUCAGCCUUUGUUUCAAGAUUUACUAAGAAAGGCGGAAGAAGAGUUUGGGUUUGAUCACUCAAUGGGCGGCCUCACUAUCCCAUGCAGUGAAGAAACCUUUGUCGAUCUCACCUCUCGACUCAACAGCUCACGACGAUGACUCACUCCUUAGUUGAUAGACUUAGCCGUCCAUUCUUGUACAAAUUUUCCAUCAGUUUCUUCCUUUCUCCUGCCCCAUGAGAAGAGUGAACAUAAAAAUCUCUCCUGGGAAAGGAAACUGAUGUGACUGCUUUUUCCUCCCUCGCGUUUCAGUGAGUUUGCAAUUGAUCUAAAGAUCUUGAUUAAAUCGGUGUCUUAGUGCAUCACCAUUCAAGAAAUCCAAUCUUGUACGUUGUCUUCAAAUUAAAGAAACAUUUCAGUUCAGCGUUAUAAGCUGGUCUUGGUUUUU
This is a messenger RNA of Tarenaya hassleriana, 807 nucleotides long. Its product is annotated as auxin-induced protein X15-like. The coding region runs from base 217 to 519 and encodes 100 amino acids. The transcript has a single exon. The record is from RefSeq and is a predicted model, not a curated record. Gene Ontology annotation, biological process: response to auxin. NCBI's taxonomy places the organism in Eukaryota, Viridiplantae, Streptophyta, Magnoliopsida, Brassicales, Cleomaceae.